AUGAAGCAAGAGCUCUGCUUGUGGUUGUGGCUCUGCCUCUUGGGCAGCAGUGUGGCACUCAGAGAGCAUUUCUGUGAGCGGAAUGUGUCCGUUAGCAGCAUGGUGCCCGUGAACAAGCAACGCACCAUAGUGAAGCAGCCCUCGAAAUGGAAGUUCUGGAAGAAGGCGCAAGAAAUCACCGAGACCUAUGCCACACAUGAGGAGCAGAUCAGCUACAAAGUCAUCUCGGAAUGCUGCCCAGGCUAUCUGCAAGUGGCCACCGGACUCUGCGAACCGAUCUGUGAGCGAGGCUGCCCCGCUUUCGCCAGUUGUGUGGCGCCACAGCGUUGCCAGUGCACCGCAGGCUACGUCUCUGCCAUUAGUCAACGUGACAACAGCCACUACUGUGAGCCAGUCUGCGAUUCGUUCUGUUCCGAUGGCAGCGAAUGCGUCGGACCCAACACUUGUGCCUGCAAGGAAGGCUAUAACGCAGCUCCACCCGUUGGCGAUGCUGUGAGUGCUCCUUGUUUGCCCAGUUGUCGCCUGAACAAUGGCUGUGAGAAUGGCAAAUGCGACGAGGCAGCUGAUAUCUGUGUCUGCAACGAGUCUUAUGCAUGGAGCACGAUUCUGCACGCCUGCAUUCAAAUACACUUUAGACCCAUAACCGAAGAGCAAUCAGUGGAGCAGCAAGAGAUGACCACGAUCAGAGAGCAGGGCAUUGAGGAGCCCAGCAAACCAAUCGUCUGCGAAAAGGGAUUUGUUCUCUAUGCAGGCCAAUGUCGUGCCGAGUUCUUUGAGAGCAACGAGCUGCAGGUGAAGCAUUGCCGCCUCACCGGCUGUGGAGCACAUCAGACCUGCGACGAGUCGUCGGGCAACUGCACCUGCAACAUUGGCUACUCGAAGGAUGAACCCAAGGAAGGCGUCACCACGCUCACGUGUCAUCGCAGCAUCUUGGGCGACAUUUUGAGCAUCGAUCAAGCUGUUGAUGACGAAGAUGAGAUCAACUUUUUCACAAUUCCCGUACUCGGCUUCUCCUCUGGCUUUCUCUUUGUGCUCGUCGUGGCCAGCUUGAUUACGCGCAUCCGUCGUGGUCGUCAUGGGGGAUUGGAGAACUCGGAAUCUCAGCCGAAGGAAGUGCUGCAUUGUGAAUUCUCGCAGAAGACUUAUGAUGUGGAUGAGUUUGUGCCAUGA
Molecule: messenger RNA, 1170 nt
Organism: Drosophila nasuta
Lineage: Eukaryota; Metazoa; Arthropoda; Insecta; Diptera; Drosophilidae
Gene: NimC4
Product: Nimrod C4
Exons: 1
Coding region: 1-1170 (389 amino acids)
Source: RefSeq, a predicted model, not a curated record